Molecule: messenger RNA, 3589 nt
Organism: Hydra vulgaris (swiftwater hydra)
Lineage: Eukaryota; Metazoa; Cnidaria; Hydrozoa; Anthoathecata; Hydridae
Product: kinesin-like protein KIF26B
Biological process (GO): microtubule-based movement
Molecular function (GO): microtubule binding; ATP binding; microtubule motor activity
Source: RefSeq, a predicted model, not a curated record
GAAAAAAUAAUCCAUCUAAAAGGAUAGUUCAAACCAUUUUAAAGGAUAGUUCAAAUGGAAAAAAGAAAAGAAGGAAUUGAGGUGUUUGAAGAUGAGCUAAGAAAUUCAUUAACCACAGCAGGAGAUUAUGAAACCUGUCAACGAUGUGAGCGCAUGAUGUCUGAGAUGAGAAAAUCUGCCAUAAGAUGGCUGUAUAUGGAAUGGUACAAAAAAUCGGUGUUGGGGCUGUCAUUGCCAAAUAUAACUCAAUUAACUCCAUCACUGAUACAAGUUCUCAAUAAAAAUCAAUCAAGCAGCGAAUGCGACUCUUGUCAUACGAAAUUCAGUGAACUUAUUGAAAAUACUUUAAAACCAUUAUCAGUUUUAUCUGGGAUGAAAGGCGAACCAACACAGGCUAAUGACUUGAUCCAUGACAACAAGUGUAGCUCAAGUAAGAGGCCAAUAGAACGAAGAUCCGUAUCUCCAUCUGGCUCUUUUUUUGUAAGAGCUGCUCAAAAGCUAAACUUAACAAAAACGCAAGGCGUUCAAAAAGAUAAAAGUCUGUCAAAAGAUAAAACCGAUACCUUGAAUAAGACAAAAAAUUUCUCAACUAAUUUCAGUGGUUUAUUGCAACGAAACCCACCUCAACCUCCACCAAAUUUGUUUCAAUACGGAACAUUUCGACUAGGAGAUGGCCAUGGAAAAGUGAAGGUUGUUCUUCGGCUUGUAAGCUGUAAAAAUCAAGAAGAUGGAAUUAUUAGGGCAGAAGCUAAACAAGUUUUUUUGAGAGAGCCUUCUCACAAUCAUGCUGCAAAUUUUAAUUUGGCUCCAAAAAUAUUUUCCUUUGAUCAAAUAUUUAGCAGCUCUUCCCCACAAAAAGAUAUUUGUGCAAAUGUAUUAACAGAAUUACUUACUAAUGUUGUAAAUGGUAAUGAUGCUUGCUUGUUAACCUAUGGUUAUCCAAAAUUGGGGAAAAGUAGACUUAUGAUAGGUCGAGAUGAGUCUUCUGAUAACAUUGGCUUAAUACCUUGUGCCAUUUCAUGGUUGUAUCAAUUAAUUGAAGAUAGAAAACAAAGAACAGGUGCCAGAUUUUCUAUUUGCGUGUCUGCUGUUGAAGUUGUUGGAAAAUCAGAAAAUAUCAAUGAUCUACUUUUUAAAGAAAGUUAUGAUAACUUAAAAAAUACUGUUCAACCAAGGUUAAAUUUACCUAAUGAUCGUGUCUCUGCUAUUCAGCUAUCUGACUUUACAGAGCUUCGUGCUCCAAAUGCACAGCGAGCUGCUUAUUACUUUGAUGCUGCCCUUGCCUCACGAUCUAAGCCUAAGAUUUCUAUUGGCGAUAACCCAGACCUUUUUAUCAAUGACAUUGAGGAAAAUAAAAAUCCAAAUCUAAUAUUUACCUUGCAUGUGUAUCAAUAUACUGUUGAUAAAGUUGGAACUGGAGAAAUUCACGGCGGAAGGUCGCAUCUGCAUUUUAUUGACUUGUCUGGUUGUAGUAGAAACAGCCGUAGUCGAGAUACAGGUCAAGGUUCUUGGUUAACACUAUCAGCACUUAGCAAUGUAGUUACAUCACUUGCAAAUGGUGCAAAGCAUAUUCCUCAUAGAAAUAGUAAGUUAACAAUACUUCUUAGGGAAGCCAUGGGUUCUAUUUCAACAAGAAUUACAAUUAUAAGCCAUGUUUCUGAGGAUAAAAAAAAAUAUUCAGAAACAUUAUCUACAUUACAAGUAACUUCCCGUAUUCAUCGAACUCGUAAUAAGAAAAGCAAGUACUCAAGCUCAUCUGGUGGAGAUAGUUCUUGUGAAGAAAGAAAAAAGUAUCACAGACGAUUUAAACCAGUAACCCCUUUACUGAUAACUGAAGCCUGCCAAUCUGAUACCAUAGGAGAGUCAGAAUUUACUUCAACAAGUGCUGCAGAUGAAUCAUGUGACACUGUAAUUUACUUAGGGCCUUCAGGAGGAUGUGUUAGUGAUGGGGAGCUUACAGAUCUUGAACAUCCCCCUAUUGAAAAGGAAAAUUUAAAAAAAGGUAAAGGAACAGAUAAUAAAAACUUAAACAAAUUAAAACCAUUUUACAGAAACAAUCGAUUUUAUAAAUCUGCUCCUUUGAAGUCAUCUACAAAUUUAAAAAAUAGUUUUUCUGAAAAACCAAUAAUAGUAAAUGUCGACCUACUUAGUUCUCAAUGUUCAACAACAAAAGAAGAAAGUUCACAAAACUUACCCAUAAAAAAAUCUAACAAAAACCAACAGCAAAAAAAAUUAUCGUCUGAUGCAAAAGCUCUUGAUGAUUCUUUACUUUCUUGUUCAAAGUUUUUACAAACAGACAAUGUUGAAAAAUUCAGUUUAGCAAAUAGAAACUGUCUUAGUGAAAAUAACUCUCCCAUGAAAAUAGCUCCAGUUAAUAACACUGAAACAAUUACAUCUAUAACUUUAAAUAAUAAAUUUAUCCCUCACUCUAGUACAGCCACUUUAGAAAACUUUGAAAGACAAUUGGUUACAAAGAUAGCAGAGAGGAUCGCUCUUGAAAAAGAGUUUGACUCCACAAACGACCAUGAUUACAAAAUCGAAGUGGACGAAAAUAAUGAGAGUCAUACAUUUUUUAUUGACGACGGUCUAGAAAGUAUUGGGACGAGACUAAAUACAAGUUCAUGUUACAGUGACCUGAAUUAUGAUGAAGAUUUUGCACAGUCUGAUAGAAUAUUUGAGAAAUGUCAUAAACGCAAUGAGUGCGAUAAUUGGGAUACUAUUGUACAAUAUAAUAGUGAAAAUGAUACUGACGAACAAACUAACAUGAAAUUAAGAUCACAUGGUUUUUGCUUUAACAUGAAUGUUAAUAAAGAUUUUUCAAAUAGAGUUCCAUCAAAAGGUCAUUUAUGCGAAGGAUUAAGCAGUGGUUACGAAAGUAUGAGAUGUGAAAGCUAUGUGAACAUUCACGACAAUAAAGAAACUUAUUAUAACAAGAGUGAAAGAAAACAAGAAGUAAAUCCGGUGAAGUGCUGCGAACAAGUUCAAAUGCUCUUGAAGGAAAGGGAUAAACUUAAUAAGGAAUUGCAAUUAACUUUAAACAAACUUGUUAAGAUUGAUAUUUCGGUUGACGGCAAAGUUGACGAAUACAUGCAAGAUUAUAAAGCUAGUGAAGCAGCUGAUAUUUUAACUAAAGAAAAUCGAAUUUUGGAAAAAAAAGUUUUAUUGUGCAAAUCUCACCUUCUCUUAGUCUCGUCAUGUGAUCUAACAAACAAGCCAAAAAAACAUUUCAUUAAAAGCCCAUUUAAAAAAAUAACAAAAAAGAUCCGGUCGAAAUUAAAGAUAAAUUAGUCACCAAAAUAAAGAUUUUCAUAAUCGCUCUAACAACAGCUAAAUUACUCAAAUUUUAAAAAUGUGGAUUUUUUUGAAAGUCGACUUUUUUGGUUGAGAGUCGUGUUGGCUUCGAUAUGUAAACUAAUUAUUUUGAAUCAAAUUAAUACUUUUAUAAACUUUUAAAUAUGAAGUAUAUUUGUAAAUCUUUUUCUAUGAUUUUGGUAAAUUUUUUUAUCAAGAAAAAAAUAAUAUAUUUAUGUUUUGGUUUAUAAUGUAAAAAACAUGUUUCAUACUAAGUACUGAGAAAUGUAGUUGUUAA